Messenger RNA from Ornithorhynchus anatinus (platypus), 7043 nucleotides. It is a transcript of the gene RGS17, whose product is annotated as regulator of G protein signaling 17. NCBI's taxonomy places the organism in Eukaryota, Metazoa, Chordata, Mammalia, Monotremata, Ornithorhynchidae. The coding region runs from base 260 to 889 and encodes 209 amino acids. The record is from RefSeq and is a predicted model, not a curated record. The transcript is spliced from 5 exons.
CCGCAUCCCUCUCCCGCAUCCCUCUCCAGCAUCCCUCUCCAGCAUCCCUCUCCCGCAUCCCUGUGGCCGUCUCUCCCCGUGUCCCUGGCGGCUGGGAGCCGAAGUUGGGCGGAUGGCAGCUCCCCGGCUCCUCUAGAGGACCACGCAGCCCAGCCUCUGAUCCCCCCUCCCCUUUUCCCUUUCCCCUCCCCCCAACCCCGGACCUUUCGGUGCUGUGUCCAGUCCUGCAGGAGGCCACUUGGGGACUGAAGCAGCUGAAAUGAGAAAGAGGCAGCAGUCACAAAAUGAAGGAACAUCUGCUAUGUCUCAAGCCCCGGGAAACCAAAGGCCCAACAACACAUGCUGCUUUUGUUGGUGCUGUUGUUGCAGCUGCUCAUGCCUCACUGUUAGGAAUGAAGAUAGAGGGGACACUGCAGGAAGAUUCGCACAUACAACCAAAAUGGAGAGUAUCCAGGUCAUAGAGGAAUGCCAAAAUCCCACCACAGAUGAAAUUAUGUCGUGGUCUCAGAAUUUUGACAAGAUGAUGAAGACCCCAGCUGGCCGAAACCUCUUCAGGGAGUUUCUUCGAACAGAAUACAGCGAAGAGAACCUACUUUUCUGGCUUGCCUGUGAAGAGCUAAAGAUGGAACAGAACAAGAAAGUUAUUGAAGAAAAGGCCAGGCUCAUAUAUGAAGAUUAUAUUUCUAUACUUUCACCUAAAGAGGUCAGUCUCGACUCUCGAGUGCGAGAAGUGAUCAAUAGAAAUCUUUUGGAUCCCAAUCCUCACAUGUAUGAAGAUGCCCAACUUCAGAUAUACACUUUAAUGCACAGAGACUCUUUCCCAAGGUUUUUGAACUCUCCCAUUUAUAAGUCUCUUGUUGAAAGUAUUGGCUCUACUGCUGAAUCCUAGUUUUCAUUUUUGGAAACAAUAUCAAUUGAUUUUUGGAGGGCUGGGGUGGGAAGUAAAAAAGUAGUUAAAUACCAUCUGAAGCUGAGUUCCUGGGGAACUACAGUUUAGCACUACUCAGGCUACUGUGAAAAAAAAAAAAUUCAACACAUUAUAGUCUUUUGUCUGCAUUUUCACCGAGAUCAUUCAUGCUUAAGUUUGAAGAAAACCUAGAACAGUGGGAUUGCCAAAUGACAGUUGUUUUACUCACCACACACUUACUGCAAGCAAGAUGUACGUAGAGUUCUAUGAACAGUCUCCUUGUGUAUCCUCACAUUGCAUGUGCAAGGUAAAGCUGCUUCAUUUGCCACUUAGGUGUUGCAAUAUUUAAUCCAAUAACAUAACUUAUAUCUGUAUUUAAGGACAUUUUUUGUGCAAUAUGAUCUGAUAUAGAAAUAAUUGCCACAAAUCAGGCUGUGGUUUGCAUUUUUUAGCAUAAACUAAUGCAGAAAAAGCCAAUUUUUAAAGUAUAACAACGGAAAUCCACAUGCUACAUAGCAUACCAUACACUGACUUUGAAGCCAACAUUUCUGUACUGGAAAAAGAGCUAUUUAUCACUGUUUAUCAAAAAAUCCUAAUGGGGAAUUUUGCUGUUGUUCACUGCCGAAACUGUGGCAUUUUCGUUACAGAGUUUGCAAUGUCAAAAAAAGCACAAACCAUUUGAAGGGAUCCAUGUCUGGUUGACAAAAAUCUAUGCGCUGAUAUUGUUUUUAAUUGUUAUACAAAAAAGAAUCUCUGUACAUUUCAGAUGUCAGAUACUGUAAUUGAUUGAUUAAAGACUGGUUAUCCAGUUCUAUCACUGUUGUGUAAUGUUAUGUACUUCAGCGAGAAAAAUGAAAAAGAAAAAAAAAGCUUGAUACUUAAGUUUUUGAAUAAUGACAUUUAAUAAAAGAUUGCCUACAUGUAGCAUUUUAAAACAUUUUGAUGAAUAGCAUCUGUCCUGUGGCAUAUUUUUCUUGAUAAAGAAAUCCAGUGAAAAGCUGUGUUUUUAACCAAGAAAUAUUGUAAAAGCUUUUGAGGGUGACAAAUCUCAACUUUAGACCUCCCCAGUUUUCAAAAGUAGUUGCAGAAAUUGAGUUAAAACUGAACAUUGACUAGUGUAUCCAAAUGAAAGACAGCAUAGUGCCCAAACCUCCUUCUUGCCAUGUUAUUUUAACUGCUUUGGCUUGAUCUUUAAAACAAGAAAAUACUUGCCUGAUGAUGCACUUUUGACAUUCAAAAAAUGAUACCCCGUAAUAUACAAUACUUUAUCAUCUUCGAAUUUAUGUAAAGUUGAUGAGCCUGUUUUUUCCAUAUUUUGAAUUUUGUAAAUUCAGGAGCAUGGGUGUGUGUGUGUGUGUGUGUGUGUGUGUGGGUGGCGCGCAGAGGUAUCAUGGAUUAAAACACAGUAAUGACGUGUGUGUGGGUGUGUGUGUGGGUGUGUUAGCACCACGCAUUCCCAUGGAGCUGAAUCUUACAAAUCGUCCAAGAUCCAGCUCCUAUGUCUAGACUAUUAAACUCCUGGGAGCUAUUUUUUUUCUAUCUGAAUCAAAAUAAGUGACUUUGAAUAAAAGUUUAAAAGAACUUAUAAUCACUGGGAACACUGGCCUUAUACUAGGGGUGGUUUUACAAUUUUAGGUUUCCUUUUUCAUUUUUUUACUACCUCUCAUUUUCUUUUAGUUUAUUAAACAUUUCAAAUAACAGGUUUUCGGUUUUGCUUUUCAACUUAGUUUACUUGAAACCUGGCAUUGUAAAUUUUUUUCUCAUGAACCUAAAACAUUUAAAGAACUGUUUUUUAAGUGAAUUUGAUUUUAUAAUUUAUAUAGAAUUCAGGAGAUCUGAUUAAAAGGGCUAUUCUCUAUUCCCUAUGCAAAUACUUUAACUGUUGUAGUGUUGGUCAAAAUGGGACUAAACAAUUCUGCAAAGUAGGAAACAAUGUUCUGUUUACACUGGCGUUGCUGACUAUCCUACCAUAUUCAGCACUUUUAAAUACAUUGUUAUUUAUGAAAAUGUAGUUAAAAUGCAAGACAUAAAAUAUUUAUAACAAUCAUUUCUUUUAAUAAAUGCCUGUUUGUCUGAAAAUGUUACUGUGUUAUACUUUAUUUAUGUUGGUUAUUUACCAUGUGAAUAGAAAUUUUUGAUGAUAUAUUGUUAGAAAAAUAGCUAUGAAAAUGUUUACAAAAUAUAGAUAACCAAAUUUUUUUUUUCCUGAAGAAUGAAGAAGGAAAAAAAAAAACUCAACCAGAAAGGAUCAUUUCUCCUACUGUGAAGUUUUGUUGUCGCUGAAAUGACUUAAGAUUUUUUCUUAAAAUUAAAAUUACAUUUAUUAUACUACUACUGUGUAUAUACAUAAUCAAGUUUUGGAUUUGUUACAGUGUUUGCGGCACAAAAAAUUGGUGCACAUGAGUAGAAAGUGUACAAAAUAUCAUGUCAGACCGCAUGUAUAAAAUUCUUUAGAAUGUAGACUUUAUAUUCUUGGUGUUACUAUUUGGUGACCUGCUCUUCAUAGGCUAUCUUUAUAAGAUAUUUUAGCAAUUAGAAGAAUUGUCUGAUUGACAAGAAUAUCCUUGAAAUGUAACCAAACCUAAACAUAAAGGCCCUGAUAUAAAUAUCCUAGUUUCUAGCAUUGGAGUUUGGAAGUCCGUAUUUUUCAAUAGCUGCUCCUGGUUGAGAGGUGAGAAAGACACUGAAUUGAGUGUAACGGUAGAAUGAGUUUCAACUUCACUUGUUAGUCUGUGUGAACAUUUCCAUGACAAGCUUCUAUUUUCAGGAGUUUAUAAUUUAAUCAUAAAACUUCACCCCACUGUGAAGUUUCUGCCUGAGUGAUGCAUUUUCUGCUUCACCAAAUUUUUAAAAAAACUCGCUAAUUUUAAAUGAACUCCCAAGCAUUUAGUACAGUGCUGUGAAGACAGUAAGGACUCAAUAAAUACGAUUAAAUGAAUGAACAUGAAACAACCAAGACAAAAAUGAAGAAACACAAGUCUUAGGUUUUAUCUCCCCCCAUUUUGAUAGCAUGACAUGUUUUUCAGAAACAGUGGCAAACCUCCAGGAAUUAAAAGAAAUGAUUCUCGGCAAAUACAGCAGGCACUCUAUAAGUUGCUUUAUGUCUUUUACAUCCAUAGGCUCACAUUUAGGAUGCCACUGUGGUAAUUUGCAAGUGAACUGAUAAAUGUUGAUGUGCUUCCUGAAAAUGUCCCACAGAAAAGUGAAGUGGAUAGUUGAAGCAAUUAUCUCUACGAUAGAAGCAAAAACCAAUGCUGUUGAGGAAAAGGAGGGGUUCUGGGACCAUAAUUAUCCGGGUCAACUGUUUCUACCCAUGGACUUUGCUUGGUAAAUCUCAAUUCUCCUCUUCUUCCUGUAUGUGGAAUCAGAAUUGUCCCAUGAAGUAGCUUAAGUCUUGGGAGAACCAUUAUGGGUAUUUUGCAAAGAUAGAAUAAAAGUUAAAUCAGUUCAACACAGCAUUAGUGACACUUGUACAAAGUUUAGCCAGUGUAGAUGCUCACUGAAAUCUUGAAAUUGUAAUGGAUGAUAAUUUAAGGCCAAAACAUAAUCUUGUUGCUCUUUGGUAAUCUUUAACAAUUGUAAAUAAUCAAGAUAUUCAAUUUUGAGAAUUGGUUGCAGUGCAUGCAGUGUUCAUUAAUGUACUUUAAUGAUGCCUCAGUAUGUAUUUACCUGUAUGAUGAAAUAAUCUAAAUGUGUAUUUGCCUGACACUUCCAUUUUUCAGAAGGACAAUAGGAACAGGUAAAUAAUACACAUUUAUUUUAAAAUGAUGAAAUAUAUAUUCAUACCACUGGGCAAAAAUAUAAAGUGUACCUGGUUCUCUAUUUCUUUCUACAGACAAAUUAAAUUUGUUCAAAAAUGUAGUGGCAUUAUAAUUGUGACAUUUUAAAUUUGAUAAGAAUGGAAAGCAAAAAUGUUUUAAGCAGCUCAGGAGGCAAGAAAAUAUGAAACAUGAACUUAAAAGCAUAUUGGAAAUAAUAUAGGAUUCCAUUUAAAAUGCAGUAGGAGUAUAGUUAGGAAAAGUCCAAAACCCCUAUUACAAGAACAUUGUUGAACUUCAGUGGCAUUGUAUUUGAGGAGAACUCUUUAUAUAAAAAUAUGGCUAAGGUGUAUUUGGGGGGCUGUAAAAUGAAUAUUCUGAAACAAAAACCUAGCCUCAGUUGCAGGGAGAAGGAAACUGACAAAUCCAGGCUAUGGCCUGCUUUUCUUUAAAGUGGAAUUGAAUGACUAGAUGGUUUAAGGGGAAGAUGGUGUUUAAACCUGUAUUUUUUUUUCCCCUGGUAUGGAUAGGUGACUUAUGAAUGAACUGAAGAAGAAGAAGAAGUUUGCUAAUGUCCCUUUAUUUUUUUUUCCUUUUGUGCAAAUGACACACACCCUAUUACAGAGAAAAUUGUCAGGGCUUCCUUCUUGCAAGGAAAGCCUUGUUAAGGCUACUGGGAAGGUAAAAUAUAGAAUGAUCAAAAGGCAGUCCUGAAAGGGGUUUGGUCAUUAUUUUGCUGCCACAAAUACAGCACGUUCCAGACAGAAAAAAAAAAAUCUCAUUAGAUUCAUCAACCUGGGUUUCUGGGAAGGAAGAGGCUUCCCCACGCCCUCUUCCUUCUCCCAGCUGUGGCUCUAAGAUUCUUUGCAAUUUUAGUGGGGGACUUUGCCUUGGGUCAGAAAAGUUUAAAGGCCGCUUGAUUUCUGACUCCUCCAACUCCUCCCCAAUGAACUCGGCUUAACCACUAGGGUCCUGGAAGGGAGUAGUCCAAUCCAAAUGCCCAAGCUGGUACCAGGAAGCCAUCCUGCUUUGAGGGGUGUGGAGAUAGGGGAGGGAUCCUUCCAGUUGACUGCAACGAUUAGACUCCUUUGGACUCUGGCUUUUGCUGAAUUAUCCUGAUGCUACACUGAUGGAAGCCAAGCACAGUGUUUCUUGUCAUACCGCUAGUGGGCAAACACAGCUCAUUUCACACCUUGAGAACAUGUCUUCCCACACUAAGGGAAUUUGGAUGUCCAGAUGGGCUCGGUGUUAGGACAUCACCACCUUCCCACUGACAGCUUCUAAUGAACUAGAAGAAAACUUAUGUUGCAUGAAUAAGAUGUAAUAGGCAGUGCUCUAAAACUAUUUAAUAUGUCAGACUAACUGCAGGCGUUGUGUUUUCCACUUCUUUUUUUCUUUAAGCACCAGUAAUUUGCUCUAGGGUUUUCUUUUCCAAAGCACCUUCAGUUGCUUUGCAUAGUAACACCCACAGUGCUGUACGGAUCUCUCCCCAACCUGAGGAGUGUGAGGUAUAGUGUCAUCCACGGCCAGCCUGCCCUCCCUUUCCCUCCCUGCCCCCCACCCAACCACCACCAUCACCUCCCCCACCCUGCAUCACUGAUAAAGUUUGAGAAGCACUAGCUUCUUGAGGCCUAAGGAAGGAAGAGUGGGAAGCAAGAGAUAAAGAUUUUUGCGAUGUUUCAACACUGAAAAAAUUCAGGACAGAGAGCCCAAGCAGAGAGGAAGAGAGGCAAAAAGAAAAAGGCUUCCCCAGAGCAUGAAUCACAGAUGUCAUAAUGGAGGAGGGCCAGCUUUUAAGUUUGAAAAUUUGGGACAUGGCUUGCUUUGCUUGCCUUUCAAGCUGGGCUGCUAUUGUUCAACUAUGGGAUGGUCACGUGACCCCUCCCAACGACCGUUGCAGGAAAGAGACCAGGCGGUGAGGUGGGCAACGCCAUAUGUAUGGACUAAGUGGAAACCCUUGUUAAUUUGGGACCCCAUAUUUGAAACUCUGCUUUGUCUUCCUUUUUCAGUGUUUACUCUUCCUGUUCCAGUUAGUUUUUUGUUGGAUUUUAAAGUAGUUAGCCUAAAGCUGGCUUGCUGAAAUAUGCUAGAGAAAAGAUUCAAUCUUAACCUCACAAACUUUCUUCUCUCACUAUUCCCAAACCCAGUUGGAUCACAUUUGCUUCUAGAAGACUCAGCCAUGGACUAGGUGGGCAUUAACAAAUCUGCAUGAUAAUUCCUAGCCUCCAAAACAAACACUUUAGCCUCAGUUAUCCUACUGAAAUAGCUGGAAAAGUGCUUUGUACCCUUCUUAACCUGAAAUAUCUGAGGGAUUUGAUAGAAGGAUAAGGCUAGUGAUAAGCCAUUAGGGUGUCAUCAAAUAAAAUGUCUACUAGUGA